Penicillium chermesinum is the source of this 2484-nucleotide messenger RNA. RefSeq names its product cell division control 45 family protein. The record is from RefSeq and is a predicted model, not a curated record. Bases 1 to 2484 code for a protein of 827 amino acids. Gene Ontology annotation, cellular component: DNA replication preinitiation complex. Gene Ontology annotation, biological process: DNA replication initiation; double-strand break repair via break-induced replication; mitotic DNA replication preinitiation complex assembly. Gene Ontology annotation, molecular function: chromatin binding; DNA replication origin binding; single-stranded DNA binding. The transcript is spliced from 3 exons. Lineage: Eukaryota; Fungi; Ascomycota; Eurotiomycetes; Eurotiales; Aspergillaceae.
AUGUAUUUACCGCGCCAGCUCAUUUCUCACCUAUACCUACAACUCCUUCGAGCUCACCACCCUCUCUCUCCGCCAGUCCUGAUUCUUGUCGCUCUUGAACCUGACGCGCUAUGUGCUUGUCGAAUCCUAACGGCCCUCUUUAAACGCGAUUAUAUCCCCCAUAAGAUUCAACCAGUUGCCGGAUAUGGCGAUCUGGCGCGUGCCGGGCAGGAGCUGGUCCAGCCCAUGCAGACCACCAAUGUAAUCCGGAAGAUGAAGCGGAGGACAUGGGGGGGUGUGGAGGUUUGGGUGUUCGACGCGCGCAGGCCGUGGAACCUGGGUAAUGUGUUCGGAGGACAACCGUUGGGCUCUGCAAUGGCCGAGAUCGACUCUAAUGCACGAAGGCGCGGGCGAGGCGUGGAUAAAGGCUGUAUUACCACAUCUUACAGGUCAAAACACGGAGGUAUCAUCGUGUUCGACGAUGGAGACAUUGAAGAAGACCUUGCUGCGCAGCGGGAGGCAUACCAUGCUCUUCUUAAAAUGCCUGAAGUCGAUGAUGACGACGAGAGUGACGACGAUAUGGAAGACAAUGAUGAUACGCAACCUGGCUCCAGAAAACGUAAAUCAUGGUCAGGACGCGAGGACGAUGAAGAGUCAGAGGACGAGGAUGGGCCUCCGCGACAACGAAAACGAAGCAAUUCGGGCUCAUCGUUUGUGUCAUCACCGAGCAGGCGGCGGAGGGAGGGUGUCAACUCAUCGAACUCCUCACGCUCCAAUACGCCAGCUACGGACUCUCCCUCUCCAGAAGAACCACGACAGCCAUCGGCACGGUCACUUAAGAAACGCCUGAUAAAAAUGAAAAAGAAACACGAAGCUAUUCUGCAGGCCUACUACGCGGCGGGCACUUCAUACGCCGAGCCAAUCUCUUCUCUAGUCUAUUCAUUAGCGUCAGAGCUCGGACGUGAGGACAAUGACCUUCUUUGGCUUGCCAUUUGUGGUGUCUCGAGCUUGGAGCUCAGCGGUCGAUCAAUGACCGGUGUCGGUAUCUCGAAUACCUCGGAAUCGGGAGGAUCAGCAGGAUGGGGUGGACAGCGCGGAGAAAGCAUUCGCCAGAUUCUGCGAGAUGAAGUACAUCGUCUCAAUCCACCUGACCCAUUAGAGCGAGACCGUGACGCCCGCGGUGAAAUCAACGGCAUCAUUCCCACUACCGCGCGGUCUCCAACUGACACAUCCAUCCGUCUCUCGCCGGAGCCUCGCUUCCUGCUCGUCCGGCAUUGGUCGCUUUAUGAGAGUAUGCUUCACAGUCCUUAUCUGGCCCCGAGACUCCACGUCUGGACCGAAAAUGGUCGGAAAAGAUUGCAUAAAUUACUGGCAAAGAUGGGCAUCAGUCUGACCCAGUGCCAUCAGUUCUAUACCCACAUGGACAUGGAAUUGAAACGCGUGCUUCGAGGGCGACUGCUCAAGUACGCACCCAUGUAUGGCUUGGAUGGACUGGUCCCUCCGGAGCCAUCUGGGCACUCGACUGACCGCGAAGGCUGGGGUUUUGUCCGGUGUUGGGGUUGGAAAGCGUGCCUUUCAGCGACGGAUGUGGGUGUAAUCCUGGGGGCGAUUUUGGAAGUUGGUCCGCAUGAGCCGUCGGCGGCGUGGGAUGCGAAGCGAGCGCCACGCCCACGAGUCGCAAGUAGCGAUGCCGAAGGCAGUGGCGCUCCUGGGGAAUCUGACUUAGCGAGCCUUUUUCCUCGGUUCUGGACUGCAUAUGAUGCGCUCUCGCUCUCAUCCGAGUCUCCGACUCUUCUGCUGGAGGCUUUGCCCUUGGCCCAGCAUCUCCAUCGCGCUAUCCUUCGGACGGGUACUUCACUACUUUCCAAGCAUCAAAUUCGGCAUCUUCGUGCCUUCCGCAUUGCGGUUGUCAAAGAGGGGCCUGAUGUUUCACUUUUCACUAACCCUGGAGCCCUAACAAAGCUCGCUUUGUGGAUUGCAGAAGCAAUCCGAGUCCAAGAACGAGAGAAGGGCGGCUCGAUCAAGAUCGGACGAAAACGAGCCGCCGGGACACCCUUGGUCUUAGCCGGGCUUGACGAAGACCGCGAUCUCUACGUUGUUGUCGGUACAGGUGGUGGCGGUGGUGUUAUUGACUUUGCUGCCAUGUCUAAACGCCAAGAAGAACGCCGCACGAAAAAGGCCAUCAAGGAAAAGAAACAGAAGGAGCGAGAAGAGCGCCGAGCUCAACGUGCUGCUGAGCGUGCAGAACGAGAAGAUGAAGACGCCGAGGAGGAAUCUGAAGAAGAAUCCGAGUCCUCUUCUGAGUCCGAAUCUGAAGAUGAGGCCGAUCCCCAAAACAAAAACCAUCUGCUGCGCAACCGAUUCGGCAUCGCUUUCCAGGAGGUGGUCCAGGAGACCAAUGCCCGCGUUCGCAUCGAUAGCUUCGAGCACUGUGUGGUUGAAGUACAAAAGGACGACCUCGGCGGGUUCCUGGAAGCGCUGAGUUUCCGCAGCGUGGUGGGUUAG